Molecule: messenger RNA, 1716 nt
Organism: Fonsecaea multimorphosa CBS 102226
Lineage: Eukaryota; Fungi; Ascomycota; Eurotiomycetes; Chaetothyriales; Herpotrichiellaceae
Exons: 1
Coding region: 1-1716 (571 amino acids)
Molecular function (GO): oxidoreductase activity, acting on paired donors, with incorporation or reduction of molecular oxygen; heme binding; iron ion binding
Source: RefSeq, a predicted model, not a curated record
AUGAUAUUCGCGCUGGUCGUUUGUGGCAUUUCCGCCUUGAUCAUAUGGACGAUUCACGGCCUAGUCUCGAAUUAUCUGAUCGCCCGCAAGAUCGGCCUGCCUAUUAUUCUGACGCCCAUUGACUCAUUGAACCCGGUGUGGGUGCUUGCAAGACCGGUGCUUGAUCCCUUGAUUCGGCAGCUUCCUUUUGGACUGGGAGAUUUCGCCGGGUACAGCUAUCUCGGGUGGGGGUGGGAGCAGAGAUACCGACUGCACCGCCGAUACGGGGACGGGUUCGUGGUCGUCACCCCUGCAGAAUGCCAGCUUGUGCUCGGCGACGUCGACGCUGCGGCUGAGGUGCUGAACCGGUGGAAAGAUUUCAUAAAGAGUCCGGCCAUGUUUGCGCCGUUCAACAUCUUUGGGCCGAACGUGCUGACGGCCGAGCACGAGACCUGGCAGCGACAUCGCAGGAUCACGACGCCGCCAUUCAACGAGCGGAAUAGUGCGUUGGUGUGGAGCGAGGCGGCGAGACAAGCGAGAGAUAUGCUGGCCGGUUGGAACUCGACGACAAGCACAAGCCCCAUAGGAAAGGUCGGGACCAUUCGCGAUGAUGCCUAUACCGUCGCCCUCAACGUCCUCAGCGGUGCAGGGUUCGGGAAACCGCAGCAGUUUGAUAAUAGUCAGUAUCGACGGGCCGAAUCUGGCUCGGAGAUUCCUGUCCUCGAGGCCAUGCAGACCAUCAUGCACAACAUGUUCGCCAUCCUCAUCAUGAACUCCGCGGCCAAGGCCCCCGCCUGGCUUCUCCCCCGGAGCUGGAAACGGGUCCGACAGUCGCUUGUCGAGUGCCGCAAACACCUGGUGGAAAUGGUCAAGGCUGAACAAGAGGCGUACGCCAGGGGCCAAGGCGAAGGCGAAGAUUGUCACAACUUGAUGAGCACGCUCGUCCGGGUCUCGGAGCAAGCAAAGCUCCAUGGGGACACGGAUAAGGAAACCCGCAGACCGUGGCUUUCGGACGACGAGAUCUAUGGCAAUUUGUGGCUCUACCACCUCGCCGGACACGAAACGACCGCCAAUGCUCUCACCUAUGGCAUUGCUUUUUUGGCUGCGCACCCCGAGUUGCAAGACUGGAUCGGCGAGGAGAUUCAGCAUGUCAUGGGAGAUGAGAAAGAUGAUGCUGCUGGGUAUGAAGAGGCAUUCCCCCGAUUGAAGCGGUGCUUGGCCAUCAUGUACGAGAGUCUGAGACUGUACUCGCCGGCCAACGGCAUUCCUCGCUGGACGGGGGAUUCGUCACAGACGCUCAAGAUCGGCGACAAGACCGUGGUGUUGCCGCCCCGGACAUCGGUGCUCGCCAACAACGCCGCGACUCAGACGAACCCAAAACUCUGGGGCGACGACGCCGACAUCUGGCGCCCGUCUCGCUGGAUUUCGGACGGUGGUGGCUCUCCGGACAAGGAAGAAUUGCUGCCCGGUCCUCUCGGCGGCCGCGCUUUUCUGGCGUGGGCGUGCGGACCGCGAAUCUGUCCCGGCAAGAAGUUCUCGCAGGUCGAGUUUGUGGCGGUGUUGGCCUCGUUGUUUCGGAGUCACCGGGUCGAGCCGGUCUUGGAGGCGGGUGAAGAUAUGUGGGAUGCAAGACGGAGGAUUGAGCGCGUGGUUCAGGAUUCACAUGUCGAUCUGACGGUGACGAUUCGACACCCGGAGCGGAUCAAGCUGAGGUGGUUGCCCAAGCGGCGGGUGUAG